AGGGAUUCCCAAGUCCCAGCGAUUCCCCCACUUCCUCUCCACCUGCCACAGCUGCCAGCGACCGCCCGCCUGAAACCACUGCCAUUUGGACAGCAUGCCAGGCCACCCAGGAGCAGCUGAGCAACUUGUCAAGACCGGGUGGAGGUCCUGGCACUUGGGGUUCUGGAAGGCCCUUGCCCCACUGCAGGCUGCCUGGGACGCCUUCUCCCAGCCUGUUCCAGCCAGCUGUGGCCAGCUGCUGACCCAGCUCCUCCUGUGUGCCUCCCUGGCUGCUGCUGCUGCAGGUCUGGUUUAUCACUGGCUGGCAUCCUUGCUGCUUUAUCCUCCUGGACCUUCAGCCAUGGUUGCCACUGUCUGUGGCCUCCUGGUCUUCCUGAGCCUGGGCCUGGUACCCCCAGUCCGCUGCCUGUUUGCACUCAGCGUGCCCACCCUGGGUAUGGAGCAGGGCCGCCGGCUGCUCCUGUCCUACAGCACUGCCACCCUGGCCAUUGCUGUGGUGCCCAACGUCCUGGCCAACGUGGGUGCGGCCGGGCAGGUGCUGAGGUGUGUCACCGAGGGCUCCCUGGAGAGUCUCCUCAAUACCACUCACCAGCUGCAUGCAGCAUCCAGGGCUCUGGGCCCCACAGGCCAGGCAGGCAGCCGGGGCCUGACAUUUGAGGCCCAGGACAAUGGCUCUGCCUUCUACCUUCACAUGCUCAGGGUCACUCAGCAGGUCCUGGAGGAUUUCUCUGGCCUGGAGUCCCUGGCCCGGGCAGCAGCGCUAGGGACCCAGCGAGUGGUCACAGGGCUGUUUAUGUUGGGCCUCCUGGUGGAGUCGGCAUGGUACCUCCAUUGCUACCUGACAGACCUGCGGUUUGACAAUAUCUACGCCACUCAACAGCUGACCCAGCGGUUGGCACAGGCCCAGGCUACACACCUCCUGGCCCCUCCACCCACCUGGCUGCUCCAGGCGGCUCAGCUGAGGCUGUCACAGGAGGAGCUGUUGAGUUGUCUUCUAAGGCUGGGGCUGCUUGCCCUGCUCCUCGUGGCCACGGCUGUGGCGGUGGCCACAGACCAUGUAGCCUUCCUCCUGGCACAGGCUACUGUGGACUGGGCUCAGAAGUUGCCAACUGUGCCCAUCACGCUCACGGUCAAGUAUGAUGUGGCAUACACUGUCCUGGGCUUCAUCCCUUUCCUCUUCAACCAGCUGGCUCCGGAGAGCCCCUUCCUCUCCGUCCACAGCUCCUACCAAUGGGAGCUCCGCCUCACCUCCGCCCGCUGCCCACUGCUACCCGCCCGGCGUCCCCGCGCAGCUGCCCCGCUGGCCGCGGGGGCCCUGCAGCUCCUGGCGGGCUCCACGGUGCUCCUGGAGGCCUACGCCCGCCGCCUGCGGCAUGCCAUCGCCGCUUCCUUCUUCACAGCCCAGGAGGCGAGGAGGGUCCGCCACCUGCACGCCCGGCUCCAGCGAAGACACGACAGGCACCAAGGCCAGCAGCUGCCCCUAGGGGAUCCUUCUUGCGUCCCCACACCCAGACCUGCCUGCAAGCCUCCGGCAUGGAUAGACUACAGGCUGGAUGCCUUAAGAACCGAGAGCAGUGAGGGAGAAGGGAAAGAGCUUUGGAGUUGCAGAGACCUGAGUUGUAACCUUGGUCCUGUGCCGCCUCCCUGUGUGACCUUGGGUAAGUCACUUCACCUCUCUGAGCCUCGGUUUCUACAUCUGCAUAACGACAGCAUAUUUACCAUUGAUGUGACCUACUUCCCACGCAGGGAUGUGGUCAGGAUGGAAGGAAAUACUGGGCAUGAUAGGCCUGGAUAACCGGUAAAGAACCAUGCAAAGGCGAAGACAAGGAGUGCAGAGAGAGCUCAUGGUUCCUCCAGGCUGGUUGGCGAUCAGGCUCAUCUCAUCUGCACCAACUGCUCUACUUGUUAGAUGGAGACCUUGCAUCAUGAAUUUCUCGAAAUGCUCCUGGAACUUAUUUAUAUGCCUCAAAAUCCUCUAAACUCAUUUAUAGUAACCCAUAGUUUUAAUUUUAUAAAUAAACGUAUUUAUUAAAUCUUAGAUUACGUUAUUCCUCUGCCUCAAAUUCCUUCAGGGCCUUUCCAUUGCCAGGAUUAGAUUUUGCCAAAUUAAAAUAUAGGACACU
Molecule: messenger RNA, 2123 nt
Organism: Homo sapiens (human)
Lineage: Eukaryota; Metazoa; Chordata; Mammalia; Primates; Hominidae
Gene: OCSTAMP
Product: osteoclast stimulatory transmembrane protein
Exons: 3
Coding region: 95-1795 (566 amino acids)
Biological process (GO): positive regulation of osteoclast differentiation; cellular response to estrogen stimulus; cellular response to tumor necrosis factor
Cellular component (GO): membrane
Source: RefSeq, marked reviewed